GAACACCAGUGCAGUUUCAACAACAGAAAGCAGUAAAGAACUUUCACUGACGGGUAUGAACGAGGGUGCAGGAGAUGGCAAAUGAUUUCCAUGAUCAGAUAUUGGCACAACAAGUAGACAAGAUUCCAUUGAUACAGACUCCACAGUGUGGGUCAGAGUUCGAGGAAAGAAAUUCAGCUAACUUUCAGGAUGAAGAAUUAAACCUUAAAGUUAUUAAAGAGCUGUUGUGUAGACUUGGACUUGAGAACAAAUAUGAAGACAAACUCACCAAAGCAGAAUUUCUUGAAAUCUCCAAAUCCACUUUACAGAACAAAGAGCCCAGUAAAGAGAAUGAACUGGUUCAUGUUUUCAUGAAGCGACUUUUAACAGGAGAUUACACAGCAAGACAGGUCUCUGUCAAAACCAAACUCACAGACAAAAAGUCUCAAGACACAGACCAAAUAAAUGACUUUGCAGCUCUGUUUAAAAAAACAGAGAAUAAAGAAUGUUCACAGACCCUAAUCCAGAUCCACCCAAUGGAUGUCCAGAUGGCGUUGUUCCUCUGUGCAGAUGAUUUUCUGCGACAAAUCAUGGUGAAUAAAUUGGCACAGUGUCAGUAUGCGAUUCCUUUACUGGUUCCCAAUCCCUUUAGUGGGAAAAUUGAAUGUCCUCUCUGGACAAUCCGCCAAAUCAACAAGAACUGGAAGUCGUCUGAUGCUUCAGGAGAAAUCAUCAGCAAGACUCUGCCUGUUUACAAAGCAGAAACUCCAAUGGUGGCUUUCUUCAGGCUUGGCUCUGUUUCCUCAUCCAAGUCUCAGCUCAUCAACCACCUGAUUAAUGAGAAGCACAACACAUUCUUCCACAAACACUGUCCAGGCAGCAGCAGAACUCGACUACUGAUGGAUGGAGUGGUGGAGAUCGCCUGGUACUGUCCAGCUGGGAAAAGAUCUGAUCAUUUCUCUGAAUGUGUUGCCUUCUGUAAUCUUCAUGGUGAUUCCAGCAUUGCUGUAACUCAAAGAGAAAUACUAACUACCAUGGCCUCUGUAAAUGUGAUACUUUUGCCCAAACUUGAUGAGGAGGAUCAUAAUAUGGGAGUUGUGCAGGAGUGCUGCAAGUCUCAAACUCCUCUCAUUGUAGUUCUUACUGAUGAAGAGGAUGAUAAUGAAGAUGCUCUGUGUGAGAUUAAUAAAGGAAAAUACAGAGUGACACUGAAGGGGAGAAAUCAGUCUGAUGUUUCUGUAUUACUCAGAGAUGUGAUCAAGAACUGUCUCUUACAAAAACACACAACCUUCAUCCUUGAAAACAUGACUAGAAACUCAAAGGUCAGUGUGGAUGAGAGUAAUGAAUCUUGUAAGCGAGGAAAAGAAGCUGCACAAAAGAUGAUGUGUCUUCUAGAUGGAAAAGAUCCACUGAUAGUAAAAGAGAAAUAUCUGCCCUGUCAGGGAAAGCUGUGGCACGACUGGUGCCAGAAGAGCAAAGAGUUACAGCGACUUGGUAACAUGGUAGACAAUGAGCUCAUUAAAGGCAAGGCACAUAAAAUGAAAGAACUCCGGUGGAAACAACAGGAACUACGGUUUAGUGGACUCAUUAGUUUCUUUGUUGCUAGUUUGAACUUAUUGUCGGUACAUGAUAGAAUAUAUUUUCUCCAAUGGACUGGAAUUUACCUGGAUGAGUUUAUGUCAGCAAAACUUUCUGACAUCCAUCAAGAAUAUGACAAAAAAUUGAAUGAAGUGUUGGCAUUGAAUGGAAAAAAUUACAAAUCUGAAGAAACAGAACAUAAAGAAUCAAAUCUGGAAAAAGCCAAAAAAAAAGCCAAAAAAAAUAACUUAGAAAAAAUCUCAAACAAACAAAAUGCUGCCCACCUUGGAUUGGAGCACCUGCUGAGAGAGAUGGGACAGAUUUAUGAAGCUUCAGUCUCUGAAGAAAAGAACAUGACAGGAAAAGGAAUAGGAAACUUCUCUUACCUGCCUGAACUUGCUGCUGAACUCCUGAUAUCUGGGCACCCAGUGGAACUGAUGGAUGGUGAUACAGCUUAUGUUCCUCUAACCUGGGUUUCAGCUCUUCUAGAUGAAGUCAUCAAGAAACUGGGAGACCCAAGAGUUUUCGUGUUGUCAGUUUUGGGGAUUCAGAGCUCUGGGAAGUCCACCAUGCUGAAUGCCAUGUUUGGGCUGGAGUUUGCAGUCAGUGCAGGCAGGUGUACCAGAGGAGCCUUCAUGCAACUGGUUAAAGUUUCUGAGGACAAAAAGAAAGACCUGAAGUUUGACUACAUUUUGGUUGUUGAUACUGGAGGUCUCCGAUCUUCAGAGCGGUUUGGAAAUAACAGCAUCCAGGACAAUGAACUUUCUACAUUUGUAGUAGGAUUAGGAAAUGUGACUUUGAUUAACAUCAAUGGAGAGAACCUUCUUGAGAUGCAAGAAAUACUCCAGAUAGUUGUUCAUGCAUUCCUCAGGAUGAAGCAGGUUAGAUUUAAAACCAGCUGCAUGUUUGUACAUCAGAAUGUUUCUGAUAUUACAGCUGGAGAGAAAAUCAGGGAUGGAAGGAGGCAUCUACAGGAAACACUGGAUACAAGGACUAAACUAGCAGCUAAAGAUGAAGACUGCUGUACAGGAAAUUUCACUGAUGUCAUUGCAUUUGAUGUAGAAAAUGAUGUGAAGUAUAUUGCACAGUUCUGGGAGGGUUCUCCACCCAUGGCUCCACCAAACCCACACUACAGCGAGAACAUUCAGGAACUAAAGAGAGAUAUUAUUUCUCGUGCAGCAACUACAGAUGUCCUCAAAUUAUCCCAGUUCCAAAAGCAUCUAAAAGACCUGUGGAAUGCUCUACUGAAUGAAAAUUAUGUGUUCAGUUUUAAGAAUGCUAAAGAUAUCAGUGUACAUGAACCUGAAGAAGAACUUCUAGUAGCAUAUCUUUAGUCUGACGACUGCUAUAUAGAAGACAAAAUGAUUACUAGAGCAGGCAUUAUAGGAAACGAAUACUACUACUCAGGAAGGCCUGCCAGAUCCAUCCAUGUUAAAAUCCUUGCAUUAUUUUGUGGCAUUUUUAAAUUAAAAGUUUAGUUAUUUAAAUCACUUAACAAAACACUUUUACAUAACAAUUUACAUGUUUUUUCUUUUUGUUCCUUUUAACCAUUUAUAUAUUCAUAUGUAACACUGCUUACUAAAUGUAAGUUUUUCAGUAAAAAAAAAAUAAUUUAUUUUACAUGUAUUGGUAAAAGAAUCAUUCAUGCUGGAGAUAUUUGUGUUCUAACGUUUGCCAAUAAAAAAAUACAACCAGUGAUUGCUAUUGUACAAACACUACUGUACUGAGAUAACA
Molecule: messenger RNA, 3291 nt
Organism: Silurus meridionalis
Lineage: Eukaryota; Metazoa; Chordata; Actinopteri; Siluriformes; Siluridae
Product: interferon-induced very large GTPase 1-like
Exons: 3
Coding region: 75-2891 (938 amino acids)
Molecular function (GO): GTP binding
Source: RefSeq, a predicted model, not a curated record